This is a messenger RNA of Marmota flaviventris (yellow-bellied marmot), 6858 nucleotides long. The record is from RefSeq and is a predicted model, not a curated record. Lineage: Eukaryota; Metazoa; Chordata; Mammalia; Rodentia; Sciuridae.
GGCGGCGCGGCGCGUGAGGCCGCCUCUGGCCGAGCGGCGCCGCCAACAUGUCGGAUACCAAGGUAAAAGUUGCCGUCCGGGUCCGGCCCAUGAACCGACGAGAACUGGAACUGAACACCAAGUGCGUGGUGGAGAUGGAAGGGAACCAACGGGCCUGGACCCUCCCCCCUUCCAACACCAAACAGGGAGAAAGGAAACCUCCCAAGGUAUUUGCCUUUGAUUAUUGCUUUUGGUCCAUGGAUGAGUCUAACACCUCAAAAUAUGCCGGACAAGAAGUGGUUUUCAAGUGCCUUGGGGAAGGAAUUCUUGAAAAAGCCUUUCAGGGGUAUAAUGCGUGUAUUUUUGCAUAUGGACAGACAGGUUCGGGAAAGUCCUUCUCCAUGAUGGGCCAUGCUGAGCAGCUGGGCCUCAUUCCAAGGCUGUGCUGUGCGUUAUUUAAAAGGAUCUCUUUGGAGCAAAAUGAGUCACAGACUUUUAAGGUCGAAGUAUCCUAUAUGGAAAUUUAUAAUGAGAAAGUUCGGGAUCUUUUAGACCCCAAGGGGAGUAGACAGUCUCUCAAAGUUCGAGAACAUAAAGUAUUGGGACCAUAUGUAGAUGGUUUAUCUCAACUGGCUGUCACCAGUUUUGAGGAUAUCGAGUCUUUGAUGUCCGAGGGAAAUAAGUCGCGAACCGUAGCCGCCACCAACAUGAACGAGGAGAGCAGCCGCUCCCACGCCGUGUUCAACAUCAUCAUCACCCAGACGCUGUACGACCUGCAGUCCGGGAACUCGGGAGAGAAAGUCAGUAAGGUCAGCCUGGUAGACCUGGCGGGCAGCGAAAGAGUGUCCAAGACUGGAGCUGCUGGCGAGCGACUGAAGGAGGGCAGCAACAUCAACAAAUCAUUGACAACCUUAGGGCUUGUUAUAUCAUCGCUGGCUGACCAGGCUGCAGGCAAGGGUAAAAACAAAUUUGUGCCUUAUCGAGACUCGGUCCUCACUUGGCUUCUUAAGGACAAUUUGGGGGGCAACAGCCAGACCUCCAUGAUUGCCACCAUCAGCCCCGCAGCAGACAACUAUGAGGAGACCCUGUCCACGUUAAGAUACGCAGACCGAGCCAAGCGGAUUGUGAACCAUGCCGUGGUGAACGAGGACCCCAAUGCCAAAGUCAUCCGAGAACUGCGGGAGGAAGUGGAGAAGCUGCGGGAGCAGCUCUCCCAGGCCGAGGCCAUGAAGGCUCCUGAACUGAAGGAGAAGCUCGAAGAGUCUGAAAAGCUGAUAAAAGAAUUAACAGUGACGUGGGAAGAGAAGCUGAGGAAGACAGAAGAGAUCGCACAGGAGAGACAGCGACAGCUUGAGAGCAUGGGCAUUUCUCUGGAGACGUCCGGCAUCAAGGUGGGGGAUGACAAGUGCUACUUGGUCAACCUGAAUGCAGACCCUGCUCUCAACGAGCUCCUGGUUUAUUAUUUAAAGGAUCACACCAGGGUGGGUGCAGACACCUCUCAGGAUAUCCAGCUCUUCGGGAUAGGGAUUCAGCCUGAGCACUGUGAGAUCGAUAUCGCCUCCGACGGAGAGGUCACUCUUACUCCGAAAGAAAAUGCAAGGUCCUGUGUGAACGGUGCUCUUGUGUGCAGUGCCACCCAGCUGUGGCACGGUGACAGAAUCCUGUGGGGAAAUAACCACUUUUUUAGGAUCAACUUACCGAAGAGGAAGCGGCGAGAUUGGUUGAAAGACUUCGAGAAGGAGACGAGCCCGGCAGAGCAUGACCUGGACGCCGCCAGCGAGGCUUCCUCGGAGCCCGACUACAACUACGAGUUCGCCCAGAUGGAGGUCAUCAUGAAAACCCUCAACAGCAACGACCCAGUUCAAAACGUGGUGCAGGUCUUGGAGAAGCAGUACCUAGAAGAGAAGAGAAGCGCCCUGGAGGAGCAGCGGCUCAUGUACGAGCGGGAGCUGGAGCAACUGCGCCAACAGCUCUCCCCUGAGCGGCAGCCCCCGAGCGGCGGCCCCGACCGCCUGUCCUACAGCAGCCAGACAGCCCAGCAGAAGGUGACCCAGUGGGCAGAGGAGAGGGAUGAACUCUUCCGGCAGAGCCUGGCCAAACUACGAGAGCAGCUAGUCAAAGCUAAUACCCUGGUGCGGGAAGCAAACUUCUUAGCUGAAGAAAUGAGCAAACUCACUGAUUACCAAGUGACUCUCCAGAUCCCUGCUGCAAACCUCAGUGCCAACAGAAAGAGAGGUGCGAUAGUGAGUGAGCCUGCUAUUCAGGUGAGGAGAAAGGGGAAGAGCACCCAGGUUUGGACCAUUGAGAAGCUGGAGAACAAGUUAAUUGACAUGAGAGACCUCUAUCAAGAAUGGAAGGAGAAUGUCCCUGAGGCCAAGAGGCUCUACGGGAAGCGAGGGGACCCUUUUUACGAAGCCCAGGAGAACCACAACCUGAUUGGUGUGGCCAAUGUGUUCCUGGAGUGCCUGUUCUGUGACGUGAAGCUUCAGUACGCAGUUCCCAUCAUCAGCCAGCAGGGGGAGGUUGCAGGGCGUCUGCAUGUGGAGGUAAUGCGGGUGACGGGGGCUGUUCCCGAGCGCGUGGUGGAGGAUGACUCUUCAGAGAACUCGAGCGAAAGCGGGAGCCUGGAAGUCGUGGAUGGCAGCGGAGAGAUCAUUCACCGCGUCAAGAAGCUGACGUGCCGGGUCAAAAUCAAAGAGGCAACUGGGUUGCCCUUAAGCCUGUCCAAUUUCGUCUUCUGUCAGUACACGUUCUGGGACCAGUGUGAGUCUGCCGUGGCUGCCCCGGUGGUGGACCCCGAUGUGCCCUCCCCACAGUCCAAGGAUGCCCAGUACACAGUGACCUUCUCUCACUGUAAGGACUACGUGGUGAAUGUCACCGAGGAGUUCCUAGAGUUCAUAUCAGAUGGAGCGCUGGCAAUUGAGGUCUGGGGCCACCGGUGUGCUGGCAAUGGCAGCUCCGUCUGGGAAGUGGACUCUCUCCACGCUAAGACAAGAACAUUGCAUGACAGGUGGAAUGAAGUAACUCGAAGAAUAGAGAUGUGGAUCUCCAUAUUAGAACUGAAUGAGUUGGGGGAAUAUGCCGCCGUGGAGCUUUAUCAGGCUAAAGAUGUCAACACGGGGGGCGUCUUCCAGCUCAGACAGGGUCACUCCCGGAGAGUGCAAGUCACAGUGAAACCUGUUCAGCAUUCAGGGACACUGCCGCUCAUGGUUGAAGCCAUCUUGUCGGUAUCCAUUGGCUGCGUAACUGCCAGGUCCACCAAACUCCAAAGAGGGCUGGACAGUUACCAGGAAGAAGACUUAAACUGCGUCCGAGAGAGGUGGUCAGAUGCACUCAUCAAACGACGAGAAUACUUAGAUGAGCAGAUUAAAAAAGUCAGCAAUAAGAAAGACAAGACAGAGGACGACGUGGAGCGGGAGGCGCGGCUGGUGGAGCAGUGGGUGGGGCUGACGGAGGAAAGGAACGCUGUGCUGGUGCCCGCCCCGGGCAGUGGGAUCCCCGGCGCCCCGGCUGACUGGAUUCCACCUUCUGGAAUGGAAACCCACAUACCAGUUCUCUUCCUUGAUUUGAAUGCGGAUGACCUCAGUGCCAACGAGCAGCUUGUGGGUCCACACGCAUCAGGCGUGAACUCCAUCCUGCCCAAGGAGCAUGGCAGCCAGUUUUUCUACCUGCCCAUUAUAAAGCACAGCGAUGACGAGGUUUCAGCUACUGCCUCUUGGGACUCCUCAGUACACGACUCUGUUCACUUGAACAGGGUCACACCGCAGAAUGAAAGGAUUUACCUGAUUGUGAAGACCACCGUCCAGCUCAGCCACCCGGCUACCAUGGAGUUGGUAUUAAGGAAACGGAUUGCAGCCAACAUUUACAACAAACAGAGUUUUACACAGAGUUUGAAGAGGAGAAUAUCAUUGAAAAAUAUAUUUUAUUCCUGUGGGGUAACCUAUGAAAUAGUCUCCAACAUACCAAAGGCAACCGAAGAGAUUGAGGACCGGGAAACCUUGGCUCUCCUGGCAGCCCGGAGUGAAAACGAGGGCACGUCCGACGGAGAGACGUACAUUGAGAAGUACACACGGGGCGUGCUGCAGGUGGAGAACAUUCUGAGCCUUGAACGGCUCCGGCAGGCCGUCACGGUCAAAGAGGCACUUUCCACCAGAGCCCGGCACAUCCGGAGGAGCCUCAGCACACCGAAUGUUCACAAUGUUUCCUCUAGUCGACCAGACCUUUCUGGCUUUGACGAAGAUGACAAGGGUUGGCCAGAGAGCCAGUUAGACAUGUCUGACUACAGCUCCAGUUACCAAGAUGUGGCGUGCUACGGAACUUUACCCAGGGAUUCGCCUCGGAGGAGCAAAGAAGGUUGUGCCUCGGAGAAUCCUCAUGCCUUAACAGUGAGCCCUUUUAAAGCAUUCUCUCCUCAGCCACCAAAGUUUUUCAAGCCCCUGAUGCCUGUCAAAGAGGAGCAUAAAAAAAGGACGGCUCUUGAAGCAAGACCUCUUCUAAGCCAGGAGGACUCCGAGGAGGAGGAGAACGAGCUGGAAGCUAUGAGCAGGCAGCUGAUGAACUCCCAGCCUUACGUCCCUGUGGAGUUUGCUGACUUCAGUGUUUACAACGCCAGCUUGGAGAACCGGGAAUGGUUUUCUUCUAAAGGAGAUCUGACAAACUCACGGGUCUUGGAGAAAGAGGUGUCUCGUAGCCCUACCACCAGCAGUAUUACCAGUGGCUACUUCUCCCACAGUGCCUCCAAUGCCACCCUGUCGGACAUGGUGGUCCCUACUAGUGACAGCUCAGACCAGCUAGCCGUUCAGACCAAGGAUCCAGACUCCAGUGAACAUUCCGGACUGUCACUUGGGCACGAUUCCAGACUACCCUCAAACAGAGAGUUGCCAGAAGGAGAAGGAGGCUUGGGAAAGGAGAAGACGAACAUGGUGCCACUCAAGGAACACAGUGCCUUAGCCAAAUCGAGCGCCCCCGAGAAAAGCUCCAGACUGCUGUGUAGGACUGGUUCAUGGUCAGAGCCUGAUGCCUGUCCCAGCAAAAAUGGCCAAGCAGCCAAGGAAUUCUGCCCAAGGGAGGUGACAGUUGAACACACCACAAACAUCCUUGAGGAUCAUUCUUUCACAGAGUUCAUGGGUGCGUCCGAUGGAAGAGACUUUGACGGUUUGACACAUUCUUCUGCUGCAGAGGCCUCCAACAGGAGGAACCUACCAAAUAAAACAGACAGUAAGAGUGUCCCAGAGGGGCCACGGGACACUGGCCAGCUGAAUUCCAAGUUAGAGAAUGACCAGGGCACUGGGGCUGCACGGUGAGAGGCAGCCAGCGCAUCCUCUGCUGGCCCCAGCUCGGCAGCUCUGCUCACCUGGUGGCCAUGGAAAGCACCAGCCCAUCUUAAGACCCGCUGCAGCGCGGCCAACCUCAGACCAGCGUGGGGACCCUCGUGCUUUCCCCUCCCCAGCAGGAGAAUCAGCACUUUGUCCCUCGGGUGAAUCCUCGCCUCUGCUUUCUCCAGAGAGCAAGAAAACUGAACUCCUGGAUUAACUAAGUGACAGUAUUUUUGUUUGCACUUCCUACACAUCCCACUGUGUAGAACCUCUACAGAGUCAAACAAACUGUAUUCUUGUACAGUUUUAAUCAGUUCUUAAGGUAGAAUCUGGAGUCAAGCUCUAAUGUGUUUUGUUUUAUAAAUAAUAUAUAUUAUGUAUAUGAAAUGUGUAUCUAUAGUAUGUCUGUUCAGAGACAGACAAGGCUGCACAGUAAAAGGCAGAUCCAGGUGACGUGUAGAAAAUCGAAAGGUACUGGACUUUGUUACAAAGCAACUCGGGCCAUCGCUUCUCCAUGAGCAGAUGAAAAAGAUUUUAUUGCCUAAGAAAGAGGUUGCAAAAAUCCCUCUUUACAGAAAAGGUUGCAGAUUGCUGUUCUUUAUAACCAAAGAACCUACACGGGACAGCACAUCUUUGCUGUCCCCUCUUGUUUUGUGUGAGCGUAUACGUUUGACUGCAAGUUUGGUGCCAUAUUUCCCUUGGCUACCAAGCCACCGUGCUGCCCUUCUCUGUCCUCUGUUUCACAAGCACACUGAGGAAUCUCACAGCUGUAUUCUUUGGUCUUCCACCGGCCUGACACCUGCUGACCUGACAUUGUAUGAUAACCUUGACAAGGCCUGGGGCCUGGCUCCAGCCCAGCUUCCUACACAGUGACCAGUGGUGUCCAGUGGUGGGGCCAGCCAGACAGGUGGGAUGCAGAGAGCAGUGUUAAUGUGAGCCAACAAAGGGCGGACUGCGAGUUGGGGUGGGGGCUGGGGAAGGGUGCUGAUGUGGGGUUUUGCGGGUUGGUCGGGGAUUGGUAGAUUUCAUUGUGGUGUGGUUUUGCUGCUGCUGUUUUGUUUGAUUCUGAAAAAUGCUGAAGAGGCGGACUGAGCUAUAUAUGAAUUUCACCGGUUCACGUGACACCGUGUCUGCAGGAGACGGCUGAAUACGGACGACCCUGCUGUUGUGUCUUCACUUGUAAAAUUCUCCUGCAAAUGGAGAUGUUGUACAAUAUGUGUGUACAGGAGUAGCCUACGUCCCUGUGCCGGAGACGCCUGCACCGCUGGUCCGGCUGCCCAGCUGUCUACGGGUGGUGAAAGGAGGCGUGAGACCGUGCGCAGCCCGCUCUACCUUUCUCCUUCAAGUUCGUAGCAUUGGGAAAUGAGGAGACAUUGGAGACUUUAUUGAAAAGCUGCUGUUCAUGAUUUUUGUGUAUAGUGAGCUGACUGUAGUAUUUUACUAUUGUCUGUUUUAAAGGAAGAAAAACUGUAAUUUAUAUCCCCUUUCGACUUUAUUGUAUUUAAUUGGUACAGAUUUGUUGUGUGUGUUUUAGAAUACAAACUGUCUAAUUCAGAUUUUAAAA